Molecule: messenger RNA, 1249 nt
Organism: Brassica rapa (field mustard)
Lineage: Eukaryota; Viridiplantae; Streptophyta; Magnoliopsida; Brassicales; Brassicaceae
Product: fibrillin-5, chloroplastic
Source: RefSeq, a predicted model, not a curated record
GUGUAUGGUGGUGGUGGUAGAUAGAUUGGAUGCUAAAAGAUUAGAUAAUGAACCAAAGCUGUCGAUUCUCCUCCCCAUAAAAUUCACUCUCCUCAAAUCAUCUCUUGAACCCUUCCUUCUUCUUCUCAAGUUUCAUUCGGUUCGCUGCCGACGGAGUGACAUCUGGCAAUGUCGAGUAAGCUUAUCCAGCCACCGCCAAUGGCAGCUUCACGAGAAGCAAUCUCAAGAAGAACAGGAAACGCGAAGAUGUUGCUCCCUUUCAUCAAUCUAAAUGGCAAAACGCUGAGUUUUAGCGACAACCCAUUUCGUCUCCGGCCCAUGUGCAUCGGCAAAGUCACAGAACAGAGCUCUGCUUCCUCCCCAAACGAACAACAAGUUGAAGAAGAAGAAGAAGAAGAUAUUACAGUUUCCCAGAUUAAAGAAGAACUCUACGAAGCUCUCCAAGGGAUCAAUAGAGGAGUUUUCGGAGUUAAAUCGGAUAAAAAAGCAGAGAUCGAGGGUCUGGUGAAGCUAUUAGAGUGUCGGAAUCCGACGCCGGAGCCGACCGGAGAGUUAGACAAGAUCGGAGGUUGCUGGAAACUCAUUUACAGUACAAUCACCGUACUGGGUUCUAAACGAACUAAGUUGGGUCUUCGAGACUUCGUCUCUCUCGGAGAUCUUCUUCAAGAGAUCGACAUUGCUCAGGGCAAAACGGUCCAUGUAUUGAAAUUCGAUGUCCGUGGACUGAAUCUACACGACGGCGAGUUUAGAAUCGUCGCCAAUUUCAAGAUCAUUUCUAAAACGAGUGUUGAGAUUACUUAUGAAAGCUCAACGAUCAUGCCAGAUCAGUUGAUGAACAUUUUCAAGAAGAAUAUGAAUCUUCUGCUGGGAAUCUUUAACCCUGAGGGACUAUUUGAGAUCUCAUAUUUAGACGAAGAUUUACAAGUAGGGAGAGAUGGGAAAGGGAAUGUAUUUGUAUUGGAGAAAUCAGAGGAAUCCUAAAGUCUUUAUACAAGAAUGUCUACUUCGUUUUUUCCAAACUCAUUUCCAUUAGAAGUAAUUGCUUGUUUCUCAAGAAAGAAAUUCAAAGUUUUUAUGGUUAUGUUCUGUUGGGUACCAUGGAGACAUAUACAUCUCUUUCAUACUACUAUUUAGGGUAGGUAGAUCGCUUUGGCUCUUUUUAGUGAUUUUUGUCUUGAGAAAAUUUGUAACGAUGUAUCGACAUAAUUGAUAGCUCAAUAACACUAUACAAGUAAUUGGAUUAGUUUUA